UAUUUCCACGGGGUUUUCCGACUUCAAAUAGUGCGAAACGCCGCCGGCGUUAUACCUGUAAUCACGUAAAUUGUCGAAGCGGCGCUUUCUCGCGCGAGUUUUCUUUCACGCGAAAAUUCUUCAACGUCGAGAUUGUCGCAUUGCAAAAAAAAAAGAGACGGUCAGACGUUUAUUUGCGCAACAUUUUUAGCGGCACUUUUGUUGGAGUGGCCGACAUUAAAAAAGCAUCCGUUUUCGAAGAGAUAAGACUUGGCAUCCAUAACGCUGUACUAAGGCUACCAAGAUAUUUCGCUGUUGAGCCAUACCUACGAAACGAAAAUGUUGUUAAUGUUACGCAUGGCAUUUGGUAUAAUAUACAUUAUUCAAGCAGUAUUUUAUCGGAUAACGUCAUUUAUAGACCGUAAGAAGCCGCAAAAACUACCACCGAUAACAGAUUCCUUGCUCACAUUUAGCGCUACUGCCCUUGCUAGAAAAAUUAGACAAAGAGAGGUUACGUGUUACGAUGUGGUGAAUGCAUAUAUACUACAAAUUAAAAAAGUGAAUCCUAUCUUAAAUGCUGUCGUCGACAAUCGAUUCUUCGAUGCAAUAUAUGAAGCGAAAAUUUACGACGAGCAAUUGGCAAGUGGCAAAUUUGACAUUGAAACGUUGGAGAAGGAGAAGCCGCUGUACGGCAUACCGCUCACAGUCAAGGAAUCUUGUGCUCUUAAAGGUUGCAGUCAUACAAGUGGUUCUUUAGGCCGCAAAGGGGUAAAGGCAUCUUGCGAUGCUGUAGUCAUCGAACUACUCCGAAAUGCUGGAGCGAUUCCAGUGUGCGUUACAAACAUUCCGGAGCAGUGCGGCGGCUUCGAGAGCGCGAAUCUAUUGUACGGCCGUACCUAUAAUCCUUAUGACACGAGGUAUACGUCCGGCGGAUCAUCUGGCGGAGAGGGUGCAUUAAUCGGGGCAGGUGCUUCCGUGAUCGGAAUCGGUUCAGAUUUAGCUGGCUCUAUAAGAAUACCGGCUCUUUACAACGGCAUUUUUGGGCACAAGCCUACGGCUGGAAUUAUUUCGAACAUAGGACAUUUUCCAUACAGCGAGGAUAAAGAUUUUCAAAAGCUAUUGACCACAGGCCCGUUAACCAGAUACGCGGAGGAUCUCGAGCUGCUUAUGAAAGUGCUAACGUCCACGUGCGAUCGCAACCUGCGUCUAGAUGUGCCGGUAGAUCUGCGACAAUUGAAGGUCUAUUAUCGAUUUAGCAUGGAUGAGGCAUUUGGCAUCUUACCAGUAGUGCCAGAAAUCAAAAAUUGCGUACAGAAAGUCGUGACGCACUUUACGCAAUACGAUAUUCGCGCGGAGGAGUUGCCAAUAGAAUGGCCGACCGAACUGGUUGAGAUUAUGUUGGCCGAGCUUAUAAAUGUAAAAGAUUUCCCACAAUUGUUGAUAGACGCCAAUGAUCCUACGCUGAAAAAAUAUGGAAUUAUAGAAUUCCUGAAAAGUCUGUUCGGCUUAUCGCAACAUACGACACAGACGGCCUUGCUUGCUGCGAUAUUUGAUACGCAUUUUCCAUUUUCGGAAUCAGAUAUAUUGCAUUACAUAAAACAGGGAAAGGAGAUUCGGCAGAAGCUCCUGGAUCUGUUGGGAGAGAACGGAAUAUUUAUUUAUCCAACUUUUCGGCGUCCGGCGAUUUAUCCCGAAUUUAGCGUAUGCGAAACACUGAACACCAUUUAUUGCGGUAUUUUCAAUACUUUUGGUUUUCCGGCGGUGCAUGUACCGAUGGGACUUAAUCACAAGGGAUUGCCUAUCGGUGUUCAGAUAGUAGCUGCACCUUAUCAGGAUUGUCUCUGCUUGGCGGUUGCGAAAGAACUCGAGACGGCUUUCGGUGGUUGGGUGCCGCCAUCGAUAUCUAUAAGCGAAUAACAAAUUAUCAGGAUGCCUUGUUCUGUAAAUAAUGUUAUAUCUUUUUGUCGCAUAGAAAAAAUGACACGUGAAUAAUAAUAAAGUGAAAAAUAAAAAUAUUUCUAUAAUCUUUUA
Cataglyphis hispanica is the source of this 2010-nucleotide messenger RNA. Its product is annotated as fatty-acid amide hydrolase 2-like. The record is from RefSeq and is a predicted model, not a curated record. The transcript has 10 exons. Lineage: Eukaryota; Metazoa; Arthropoda; Insecta; Hymenoptera; Formicidae. The coding region runs from base 319 to 1896 and encodes 525 amino acids.